This is a messenger RNA of Aplysia californica (California sea hare), 6309 nucleotides long. RefSeq lists its product as uncharacterized. Gene Ontology annotation, biological process: hormone-mediated signaling pathway; negative regulation of transcription by RNA polymerase II; positive regulation of transcription by RNA polymerase II. The record is from RefSeq and is a predicted model, not a curated record. Gene Ontology annotation, molecular function: zinc ion binding; RNA polymerase II cis-regulatory region sequence-specific DNA binding; nuclear receptor activity. Lineage: Eukaryota; Metazoa; Mollusca; Gastropoda; Aplysiida; Aplysiidae. Bases 1777 to 5235 code for a protein of 1152 amino acids. The transcript has 12 exons.
UAACAACACUGGCCGCUUAGUACCGAUUACAACUACAUGCAUAAAAUGACAGUAUUUUGUUCUCAAUGCCCUUGCAUAACAUAGAAGAAAACAUAACAUGUGUUUUAUUAUCUCUCGUACAUGCUUAAUUUAAGACUCUGUAAUGAUGGUGAUUUGUGACCCAACUAUAAUAUUCAGAACCAAAUCAUUAGAAUUUAAGCACGUUAUUUUGUACCCUGCUUUUUGAGCUCUCUCUUUAUUUGUUAUUGUUAUUAUAUUAUGCAUGUCGCUAUGUCGUACUGAUGGUUGGGGCAGAGUAUGGGGGCGCUCGGACUCGGCUAGGUGAAAAAGGGGGCGGUGGGCGAAAAAAAGUUUGAAAACCACUGUGAUAGAUGGUCAGGGAAACAAAAGCACCAAUGAAAUCACAGUUCGAUGUGAUCCCAUCUGAUGCAGCCUUGUUAUUGGCCCUGCCUACAGAAUCACGCCUUGCUGUAGUUCGAUGUUUAAAGAAAUCAAAGGCGUCGAAAAGUUCACACCUGGGAGUGAUCCUUUCAUUGUAAGGCCCCUACACCUGAGGCGAACAUUGUAGCCUACCACUCGUCGAGUAAUUUAGAACGGAGAUGUGAUCGUAUGUAUGUAUACGAGAGUGGAUGAUCCAAGAAGUUGGUUUUUUUUGUUCAGUAAAACAUGAUCUAAAAUGCGAGAACUUCAGACCCCAGACUUAGGUAAUAAAAUUUGUUGUUUUUGGGCGGUUGUUUCACUUUUUUUUCUUCUUCUAUAAACAACGGAAUCUUAAGUGAACUGGGAUCGUAAACGAUGGGAUCUCAGGUGAAGACUACUAUGAUAGAUUAAACCGGGUAAAGUACUAUCCAAGACAGAAGAAUAUCUUCUGUUUUGGGUACUAUUAAAGGAGACUCGAACUCUUUCCAUCCACCCCACCCCCCCUUCCUUCAUCUUUCUUUAACAGAGAAGUUAUUUGCCGUUGUUGUUAAGCAGGUACUGGAUUUUAAAAAAAAUAUUGGAACCGCUAGGACAUCGAGCUAUAUUUUGACAUCAGUAAUAGUAUGAUAAAUGGGUUUUAAAACAUAAAAUAAGUCUUCUUUCUGAAUUUCCUAAUCUCAAGGACCUCAGAAUAAAACCCUCUUUCUUAUCUAGAUUCCAGUGCGAGAGUCGGGCAGCGCCCAACCCAGGUUGACCAUGGUUCCGUUGCGAGAGAGGGCCUCAGGCGUGCGUUGCCGCCCACAGAGCAGCCUCCGUUGUAUAAAAAUCCUUGCAUUUUCCCCAGCUUGCCUUCGCCAGGCCAGGGCCGCGGCGGCACGGCAAAAAUUGCCACAAAAUGGAAUCGGGCUCAUUUGGAAUCGUAGGCUAGAGGAAAAACGUACGAUCUUUGCUGGAUCUAUUAUUCUAUUCGACGUCGAUUACUACGAAAUACAAGAUCAAAAUGGCGCUGUUGAAACAAAAGCAAUGGACAGUGUGUGAUUAACUUUCAGUUUUUAUUAUAUUGCGUUUUAUUGGGAUAACAUCUAUAAAAACCAGGCUGCUGAGCAUCAGUGGCACUUCAAGUCAAGACCUGGCUUUCCCAUUUGUGCUGAUUGAUCACCAGUUGAGAGUGGAAGAAGCUAGCUUACCCUGCUGUCUAUCAGUCACUAAGUUACCUGUAAGAAGAAUUUGAAACUUUCCUGUUUUGUAUGGCAGGAGAUUUUGCUGUUGUAGCGAAUAUGGAACUCAGAAAAGGGGUCCUAUGAUGAUCCUAGGAGAGUUCAGUCUCAAUGAUUGAGAGAGCACUGAAGGAAGUUUAUGUCUCAAGAACACUCUGCUCUAGAAGGUAGUAAAUCAAACCUUGCUACUACCCAGGACUGGCCAUCUAUUCAAGAUGAGUGUUCAGAGGACUCCAGGGUGAUUUCAAACACCAGUUCUGAAGCUGUUCGCGGUGUGCAAGUUCAAACUGUUAAAGAGAAAAAACUUUUUCAAGGUCCAAGUAGUCAUGUAAAGGAAAAACAGAAUGUCAAAGAUAUUUGUAAUCAAGGUUUCUUUCUUGCUAAACAAUCCCCCUUUUUAAGCUCUGUGCCAAGUGUGUUUCAGGUAAAGUUUGGAUUUGUGAAAAAGAAUGAUGGCAGACAUGGAACAGAAGUGAAAAAUAUACUUUUUGGAAGUGAUGAAAACAGUAAGGCUCCCCUUCAACAGAAACAUACCAAUAUGGAGCCAGGAAAAAGGAGUCGGGACACAGAUAGCUUUGAUGUUGAUAGGGAGCUUGAGAUGAAAAAGUGCUAUCCAGCUGACCAGCAGAUGGAGAGAGAAGACAGAGAGGUCAUGAGUUUGGUCAAGAAGGAGCCUAUGGAGGAGUCACCGGACCUGAUAAGUGAACAACCUUCUUUACAUCAUGUGGCGUCCUGCAGAGGUGGCCAUGGUCCAAUCAAGGAUAUCAAUAGACGCCCAAGUGAACCCUUUGGUGACAACAGUCAGCUCUCAGCUGUUUCUUGUAAAGCCAAUGAAUCAAGUCCAAGAUUGCACAGCUCACCAAAGUCCUCUUCAGGGAGUCUCAGCUCUAUGGAUUUUUGUCAAGAGCAACCAGAUUCAUCCACUGGUACAUGUGAACAGUUAAAAGAAAAAAAUGAAUGUGUAGUACUCUGUCAAGUAUGUGAUGAUCUCGCUGCUGGAUUCUAUUGCGGGGCAUACAUUUGUGAGGCUUGCAAGAAAUUCUUCAUCAGAGCUUCCAAGUUGGAAUGUCCACGAUACGUGUGUUUGCGUCAAAAGAACUGCAUCAUCACCAAGGAAAGCAGGGUCCACUGCCAGUUUUGUCGAUAUCAGAAAUGUUUACAACUCAAUAUGCGAUAUGCAAAAGAAGGUCUGAAAGGGUCAGGAAAAGCUGGAGUGCAGGAGAUUCCGUGUCGUGUGUGUUCUGCCCCAUCAUCUGGCUUCCAUUUUGGAGCUCUGACAUGUGAAGGCUGCAAGGGAUUUUUUCGGAGGAUGGUGAAAGAAAGAGAGGCCUGUGCCUACAAGUGCAGCAAAGAUGGGAAUUGUGAAGUGAAUGCUAUGACCAGGAAUAUGUGUAAAGCAUGCAGAUAUCAUAAAUGCUUGCAGAUUGGAAUGUCUGUUGAAGGAAGCAGAAUAGGUCGUCAGCCCAAUGCAGUGAAGCACGCCAUUUCUAUUGAAGCGAAAAAGUUGGUGGCCUUGAAAACAGAACCUGGAACGAACUCUGGUGACAAUUCAUCAAACUUCAACUUUGACUCUGUCAUGCUGGACCCAUACUCACAGAGUGAUGUUGAUGAGAACUUGCCCUCUCUCCAAAUAUCUCAAGAGUCAUCUUCAUAUGAUGUCUCUCCUAGUUCUUUAUCAAGUCAUGGAUCAGAGGGCAGAAUGCAGCAAAAAAGUGUUAGUGUUUUCACCGGGUCUAAGGUGAGAGAUGAACCUCAUAUGCGAGACCAGGACUCUCGGAGUGCUUACUUCACUGAUUCAUCGAGCAACACUUCAGAUUCCAGGUCUCAGAAUGCCCCCCAAGAGUCAACAACAUUGCCAUUGUAUACUGAGGAGAAGGUUCCCUCAGCGUUCUAUGGGAAAAGAAGUGCAUCAGAGAUGUCCUCCACAGGUCCUUACCAAACUAUGCCUGGCUCCUACAAUGAACAAGAAGAGAGUCUGGAUUUGUCAUUUUCCUCUUCGUUUCAAAAGAAGCUCUCAACCACCCAUAAUGUUGACCCCUCCGUGUCUCCUCAUCGAGUAUCCCCUUUUCAGAAACCAGUCUUGACUCAUCCCGAUUCAAGAAUGACAUCACUGUGCGACCAAAGGCUGAGAAGUGCAUCAUUUGAUCUGAGGGGUGCCGCUACAUCAUAUGAUCUACAUGUACAGCCAAGUAGUGAAUUCAGAAGUAUGAGUGGUAAUGGUGAUAUGGACCUACAGUUUCCUCAUUCGCAGACAUCCCCAUAUGGCAGCCCCUCUCCAAGUCUCAGUCGUCCUUGUCGAUACACCCCCCGACCUUGUGACUAUAGGGUUAUGCCUCAAAGCUCACCACACUCACACAUGAACAGUGAGUCACCGCUCCCAACAAUGCCUCCCACUCAAGGACACCCACAAUAUUUUGAGCCUCAGCGUUCUCCUUUUUCUGCACCUGAUGUACAGCUCAACGAUGCCUCUGGUCAUCAUCAUCAUCAUCAGACUCAUCAGAUUCUUAUCCCUCCGAGUCAGCGAAGUCCAUCUCCUUACGUUGAUAAUGCUGCAGACCACCAAAAGGUGUUCUCACGAGAACCAGAAAAUGCUGAGACGUCUUGGCAGUUCAGGGCCAUCUCAACAUCUCCCAGUCCCAAGUGUGUAGACGGAUGGUCACAUCGUGUUGGGAGGAGGGGUUCCUCCAGUAGCCAAGGCACCAGAUCUUUGACACCCAGCCCGGCUCGAUCAGGGACAAGUAUGAAAACACCAGUUCCAACCUCGGGCCGACAGUCAGCGAACCUGGAAAAAGAGCAGCGAGUACAAGAGCAGUCACCUGUUGCUGGAGCAAGGGAGUCUCCAUCAUUGAGCAGGAAGCUGGAAACCCCCGUUUCAAUUGACUCAGUCACUGCUGAGGACGCCAAAAAGUCAAUGUCUCUUGGGGCUGUAGAAUUAACGCACAUCUGCAUGCUGGACAGGGCCAAGUCGGACAUCUAUGAGCCAGAACUCUUUAAAGACGUUGAAUCAGGCUGGGAUCGUUCUAUGGAGCACUUUGACUUCCAUGCCAAGUGCAUUGUGAGAUUUGCUAAAAAGAUCUGUGGUUUCCGCAGCCUUGAUAUUAACGACCAAGUGUUACUGCUACGGAUGGCAACCUACAGCCUGGUUCUUUUAAAUCACAGCAGAGGAUAUGACGUAGCCACAGGGUUUUACACUUACUUUAACUUCACCAAGAAAGAACAAACAAGAUUGAGGGAGUUGUUCCCAGACUUUGAAGUGCUGCACUCUCACUUCGCCCAUGCUGGGAUCGUGGCCAAAUGUCUUGGUAUCACAGACAUGGAAUAUGCUUACCUCUCCUGCCUUCUGCUGCUCAAUGAUGAACUUCCUGAUUUGGCAAAGGCAGAAGAAGUGAAAGAGCUGAGGGUACGAUUCAUGGGCUCAUUUCAAGAUUAUGAAAUUGACAACUUUCCUAAUGGCUCUCUACGAUUUGGUGAGAUGAUGCUCAGGCUGACUGAGUACUACCAGUUUUCCAUGCAGCAUAAUACAGCUGUAGGCAAUAUCUUAUCCAAGCACCCUCACCUGGCAGUACCUCAACUAUAUGCAGAGAUGUAUGCAUCCUGAAAAGACAUCCACAUUGAUGCUGCCAGGGGGCACAGCAAUUUCAAAUCAACCAGUAAUUGAAAUUUAAAACUUUCAGUCCGUUCUAUGACUGUACCCUGUAAAAGAACUUUUUACUUUUUAAAAUUAUUGUUUUAUUGUGAACAAUAUUCAUGCUGUUUCGUACAGCCCUAAAUUUUCUGCUCUGACGAACUGUGAGUCGCAGUUAGUUUUUCUCAGUUGUUGGGAUUUGUCUUUCAUCUCAAGCUGUUUUGCAGAAUUUUUUAUGGGGUUUAUCCAUCCUUGGAUUAGUACCUAUGAGAAGUGUUGGCACUUGAGUAUUUGGCAGGCUUUGGAGUUUUUAAAUAUAAUUGUUUUCUUUAUUGUGUGGCAGCAUUGGUAGAGAAAUGAAGCGUAACCCUCUUGGACCUGAAAAAUCUGCCCUCAAGUGACCCGAGAAACCUGGAUCUUUUUUGGGGUGCUCAGGAAAGUUUAGGAUGGCCGUCUUCAGAUGUAUUUCUAAGAACAGAAUUUGAAAAUUAGCAUUAAAAGGAUACAUUUUCUGACAAGUGUUCAAAAUAGGGUUUUAGAAAAUACAGUUUUCAAAUAAGUAGAGAAUGAAAUAUUUUAGUUUAACAGGAGUAGAGGCAUCUUUGCAUCAACCCAAUAACACACAAUGGUGGAUAACUCCAAGAGUUUCACUACUGCAGUUGUCAUUUUUGUAGAGUUAUAUCCCUUGAAAAGUAACGUAUCAUUAUGUUCAAGUUAAUUACCAAUGCUUGGCUCACUUGCUAUGUGGAAUAGUUAUGGGACAGGAUGAAUGUUCAUAUGUGAUUGUGAAUUUCCAUGCAACUGAUUUUGACUAAUCGUGCAACAUGUGUAUGCUUAUGCGUUUCUUCCUGAAUAUUCAUGCAACAAAACCCCCUACUUCUUUUAAAAUGGUUCUGAACAACACUAACAAUAAAAAGUAACAAACUCACAUGUAUUAAAAGAGGCAACAACAACGAAACAGUUAGUUGGUUAAUGAUCCUUUAUAUCAUUCUGAAGACAUAUACCAAGAAGAAAAAACGUGUACAAGAAAAAUGCAUUAUAAACGAA